Hordeum vulgare subsp. vulgare (domesticated barley) is the source of this 1652-nucleotide messenger RNA. RefSeq names its product putative pre-16S rRNA nuclease. The transcript has 9 exons. Gene Ontology annotation, biological process: rRNA 5'-end processing. NCBI's taxonomy places the organism in Eukaryota, Viridiplantae, Streptophyta, Magnoliopsida, Poales, Poaceae. The record is from RefSeq and is a predicted model, not a curated record. Bases 768 to 1466 code for a protein of 232 amino acids.
GCUAGCGACGGGGGGAUGGAUCGCCAGGUCGUGCAUGCGUGGCUGCCCUGUUUGUUUUAGUGGGUUUGUUUUGAACCGGUUUUUAUUGAACUAAUCGACUGUUUUAUGAAGGGAUUAAAAAAAUCGAUGGAACGGUGGCUAGCGGUAGGAGGGGGAUCGCUGGUGGUCGAACGAUCACGACGGCAGACCCCCCUUUAAUAGUAGAGAUUUUUUGUGCUCUGAUAUGACUAAUAGUGGAUUGAAUCUCCUUAAAGAUUGCUCAAAUGUGCAAAGUCUGGCAUUCAAUUACUGUGGUCGAAUUUCUGAACAUGGACUUAAAACAGUGUCAGGCCUCUCAAACAUGACAUCGCUCAGCCUUAAGAAAUGUGCUGCUUUUACAGGUGAAGGAGCAAAAGCUAGUUAACUUGGUAAAUUUGGACCUUGAGCGAUGCCCAAAAAUUCAUGGUGGCCUUGUUCACUUAAAAGGCUUGAGAAAGCUGGAAACGCUGGACAUGAGAUAUUGUAAUGGCAUCACAGAUUCAGAUAUGAAGUAUUUAUCAGCCGGAGUUGAAUAGAAUGACGAAGGCAUGCCGUAGCCGUCCUUUCUUGAUCGUGCUAUGCUGGCCCGGCUAAGCAAAGAGGGGCCCAAUGCUAAGGGACCAGGUGACUGGCAGGCUCAGCGAAGCCCGUAAGGGUCAAUAAAGCCCAUAAGGGCCCUUAUCCAAAUCCAUCCACAAAAUGGCAGGGGUCUCUGUAGUCGCAUCGCCCCCACUACGCCGAACUUCGCCAUGGCAACCGCGAAGCCAGCGGCGCCGAUGCCGCUCCCACGGGCCGCCGCCUUCCCGCGAAUCCUUCCACUGCGCCUCCCGGGGCGCCAAAGGGCAGGAAUUACCGGGGCCUCGCCUCCUCCCACCACCUGCAGCGGGGACACCGGGGGCGUUCUUCCUGCCCGGCUCCAGCCGAACGCGCGCCGGCCGCUCUGGCACGGCGGCGGGUUCAGCCUCGGCGUGGACCUGGGCGCCGCGCGCACAGGGCUCGCCGUAGGCCGUGGCAUCACCCAGCCCCGUCCCCUCACCGUUCUGAAGCUGCGGGGGCAGAAGCUGGAGCUGAUGUUGCUCGACGUAGCUCAGAAGCAGGAGGCGGGCGAGCUGAUCAUCGGGCUGCCGGUCUCAGCCGACGGGAGAGAGACUCCGCAGUCUAACAAGGUGCGGAGCGUCGCCGGAAGGCUCGCCGUCCAGGCGGCCGACAGGGGCUUGAGGGUUUACCUGCAGGAUGAGCAUGGAACAUCGGUGGACGCCCUUCAUUACAUGAUCUCAAGGGGUGUCAAGAGGUCUUCCCGUGACGACAAAUCUGAUGCGUAUGCUGCUGUGAUGAUUCUGGAUAGAUACUUCUUGUCAUCAGGUCAAGGGGCUCAGAUUGUUCUUCCUAGGCAACAGGAACUGCAGGACAAAUUAAUAGCAAAACCAAGGCAAGAUGCUGAUAUUUAGGAAGGGGUGUCUACCUUUUCCCACUUUAGACAACAAUUUAACAACUAUGUUGUGUUAGAGAGGGCUUUACAUCCUGAACAUAUAAUACGAUCAGCUAACUUCAAUUGACUGUACAAUCUCAUCGUUAGCUCUAUUACGGAUUUUGUAUCGACAAUUUGUUAUCAAGAUACUUAUGUAGCUGAUUCA